AUCACUUAUUGAUUUGAAGGUCAGCACAGACUGUUGUUCUUUAGUUCAGUGUUCAGUAUAAGUCCCAACUUACUCGAAUAAGAAUUUUUAUAUUUCUAAAGAAUUAUUUACCAAGUAAAUAAAUAUAAUGAUUAAACAAAUAUCAAUUGUUAUUGUUUUGUCCGCCUGUUUGAUAACAAAUGUCCGCGCUUCUAUUUACACACGCGCCGUCGUUGAGAGCUGCUCGGGGUGUUCGUUAAAUCGGCUGGCUGAUGUCAAAAAAUUUAUCUUUGAGGAUGUUCCGGAGUACGGUAAUGUCGAAUUUAAGCAUAUCACUGGAGCAAAACCGGAACUAGUUCUUUAUGACAAUGAUGACGAAGUAGAACGUCUUGCGCUGUCAAAACUCACCAGAGAUGAGUGCAAUGAGCUGCUUCAAAGCAAAGGUUUCAGACGUGAGAAAACUCCACGGGAUGAAAUAUAAUUAUUAUUUCUUCUUACAAAAAAUAAUUAAAUUUCAAUUCUUUUCAAUCAAUAUUUUUAAAGAGGGAAUUUUUAAUUAUUUUUCUCGACUAGAGAAAAAUAAUUUUGAAAGUAAAAAAAAAUAUUAAAGGUUUUUAUAAAUGCACAAUUCUAAAUGCCUUUUUAUUAUAAUGUGCUUAUUAAUAAUAAAAUAAAAUCUAUAAACAUA
This is a messenger RNA of Cotesia glomerata, 667 nucleotides long. Its product is annotated as selenoprotein M-like. The transcript is spliced from 4 exons. Gene Ontology annotation, cellular component: endoplasmic reticulum lumen. Lineage: Eukaryota; Metazoa; Arthropoda; Insecta; Hymenoptera; Braconidae. Bases 128 to 460 code for a protein of 110 amino acids. The record is from RefSeq and is a predicted model, not a curated record. Gene Ontology annotation, molecular function: oxidoreductase activity.